This is a messenger RNA of Penaeus monodon (black tiger shrimp), 3884 nucleotides long. Its product is annotated as dynein heavy chain 10, axonemal-like. Lineage: Eukaryota; Metazoa; Arthropoda; Malacostraca; Decapoda; Penaeidae. Gene Ontology annotation, molecular function: ATP binding. The record is from RefSeq and is a predicted model, not a curated record.
UGCCAUGAUCUUCCGGCACUGGAUGGAGCUGGACGACGGGACGGCAGUGCUCAACCCGGCGCCCACGGCUGAUGACGACACCCUGGCCGCCUGCACCUUCUACAGCCAGGUGUCGACGGACCCUCGCCUCCACGACGCCGUCGACAGCAUCCAGAGCACUUUCGCGUCCGUCAUCCAGGAGCUCGACAAAGAACUGCAAAGCUGGUACUCGUACGAGCACGUGUGGCGACGCGACAAGUCCUCGACGGUGACCAAGUUCUGCGCCCGCGGCCCCUCCGUCAAGCAGUAUGACGACAAACUGCGCUUCUACACCCACUUGGCCUCGGAGCUCUCGCAGGCGCCGCAGCAGGUCACCCACGGCUGCGUCAGCCUGGACGUAAGGAAACUAGUGGGCCAAGUGGUGGGUCACACCAGUGAGUGGGUCAAGCUCCUAGGAACGGGACUCAUGAAGGAGGCGAGGUCACGCCUGCAACACGUGCUGCACAAGGUCACGACGGUGAACAAGGACCUCCAAACAGCCCCCGAGGAUCUAGUUGCUCUGACGGUGGUGAUGCGGGCCGUGGGGCGUGUCAGCCAGGACCACGCCCACCUGCACACGGCGCUCCUGGAUGUGCGCCAGAUGUUCCACACUCUGCAGGUCUACGGCAUCGUGGUCCCGAGGGAGGACCACGAGCAGCUGGAGGAGACGUCGGCGCGCCUGGAUGUGCUCCACCACACGGCGACCUCCGUUCAGAAGAACAUCGAACCCGUCCAGAAGUUCUUCCUUGCCAACACGCAGAAGAAGGUGGCUGACUUCAGCGCCGUCGUGCAAAAGUUCUGCGAGAGGUUCGAGUCCCAGGGACCGGGCGCCGUCGGGGAGGACCUGGACAAGGGCGUGGCGCUCCUGAAGGAGUACACCGAAGAAGUUUCUCAGCUGCUGGAUCAGCGUCGCGUCCUGGACGAGGAGGAGGACGUGUUCGACCUGGCGGCGACGCAGUACCCGGGUCUCGACAGCGCUAUCCACGUCAUGGACCAGAUGAGGGACGUCUUCAACGUCUACAAGCAGCUCAGGGCCAUCGAGACCACCUGGCGCACGAUGCGGUGGGCGACCGCCAAGCUGGACGAACUCAAAACGCAGGUGGAGGAGGUGCGGGAGGCGCUGCUGGCCUGCUCGGGGGCGCAGGAGACCGAGGUCGGACGCUCCCUCCUACAGCGCCUGAGCGACCACACCACCAGCCUGGAAGUAACGGCGGCGCUCAGGCAGCCGGCGGUGCAGCCGCGCCACUGGCAGCACCUCGUCACCGUCGCAGGGUGCGCCGGCGGCUGGGCCUCGGCGUCGGGGCUGGGCGGCGUGAGCGUGUGGGACGUCUUGGAACUCCGGCUGUCGCGCCACCCGCUGCUCGUCGCCUCCACCGUCGCUGCCGCCGUCAGGGAGAGCCUCCUCAGCAGCCAGAUGAGGGAGAUCACCAGGUUCUGGCAGCGCGCAAGGCUGUGCGUGCUGACCACCAGCUCGGUGUGGCGGGUGGAAGGCCUCGAGGACCAGCUGGCGACCCUCCAGCACCACAACCUCGCCCUAAAGACGCUCAGAGCCACCAAGUACUGCAAGCCCUUCGAGGAAGAGGCGAGGCGUCUGGCCAAGACUCUGGUGGCGGUGGGCGACCUGCUGGAGGUGUGGCAGGCGGCCCAGGCUGACAUCUCUCUCCUGCUGUCAGCCGCCGUCAGCAGUCUGAUCGAGGGCUCUUCUAACCUACGAGUCAAGCACAGACAGCUCCUCGAGAGGACGGAGCGCCGAUCCUUCGUGCUGGAGCUGGCGGCGAAUCCCUCGUACGUGGAGGAGGUGUCGGCCCUCCACGGCCUCGCCCGCCGCCUCAUCGCCGAUCUCGCCGACGCUCUUGCGAGACCUCGAAGGCAGUGCCCCCGCCUGUACUUCCUGACGGACCUCGAGGUGAUGGCUCUGAUGGCCCAGCCCUCGCCAGACGCCCUCGACGGCGUCAUCGCCAAGCUGUUUAACCACGUGGUUGCGGUAAAGCACGCGGACGACGCCGUGACGGGCCUGGUGAGUGCUGAAGGAGAACAGCUGAACUUCCCUGAGGCGGUCGCCCUUGUCGAGGACGUAAAGAGCGGCGAGGAAGCGGGCGUGAAUGUAGGCGUGGGCGUGCAGCAGGUUUUGGAGGCGUCACACGAGGCCAUGAAGAGCGCUGUUCACAAGGCCAUCGAAGAGUUAGGGAAAGAGACCAAAAUGCAACGCGCGAUGCUGCAGGAGACGCCCACGGCGGCGACGACGGUAGCGUGGCGGGUGUGGUGGGCGGCCAGCGUCGACCUCGCUUUGCACGCCCGUGCUAAGGGAGACCGUCAAGCAGUGAGGCAGACGCUCAGCGUGAUCACGGACGACAUCGCCGUCGUCCUGGCAGCCAUGGGGCGGGGCCACGGCGCGUCGCAGGAGCAGGACGCCCCCAAAGACGAGCAGGAGGAGGAAGCAAUGCCCCUGAGUUCGGCAAGGACGCCGGCAUCUGUUUGUUCUCAGGGCACCAGCAGGAAGGGCUCCCUGCCGCCCCUGCCCCCGCCCCGCAUCCUGCCCCUGCUGAUGGCCACCUUGCACGCGCGCGACGUCGUGGCAACGCUCGUUCGCAACAACACAAGCACCUCCCGGAGCUUCACCUGGUCGGCUCAGCCCCGGUACACGUGGCAGCCCCAACACGCGCUCCUCCAGCUGCGCGCCGCACACCGCGCCCUCGACUACGGCUACGAGUACAGCGGCUGCGGCCCGGCGGACUAUGUGCUGACGCCGCCCACAGAGCGCUGCUUGCUGGCGCUCUUCACCGCCGUCGCCGCCCACUCACCGCCCCUAAUGCUCGGCGGCGUCGACGGCGGCUGCGGGCGACACAGCCUGGUUUCGACGGCGUCUCACCUGGCCGGGAGACUCAUUACCUCAUUCACGCUCUCGCCGCUCACCUCAUCGGCGAGCCUCACGGCACUCCUCACAGGAUCGGUGGUGGGCGGAUCCUGGCUGGUGCUGCGGGCGUGCACGGAGGCCUCGCCCAGCCUGCUGGCCACCCUCGCCUCGACGCUGCUGCUCAUGCACCGCGCCCGCACCCACGACACGGCCACGCCCGUCAUCCCGAUCGCUGGCCAGGAAGCCGCGGUGCACCCUGGCGUCGCCGUCAUCCUGUGUGGGAAUGAAGCGUCCGUCCGGGCGAGGGGCAAGACGCCCGCCCUUCCGCACUCACUCGACACCCUCUGCCGCCCCGUCAGGGUGUCCGCGCCGCCGCCACGUACGCUCGUCUUCGCCUGGCUCUUGGCGCACGACGUACCCAAGGCGCAGGAGGCGAGCGAGGCCGUGGCGGAGGUGACGCGGCAGGUGCUGGAGUCGUACCCAGGGCUCGCGAGACCGGGUCUGCGUCUGUACCAGCGGGUCACCAAGGAGGUGGUGUGUUCGAUGGCCGCCCUCGCCGACGCUGUCUCGCCGCUCGAAGCCGCCAUCGCCGCCUUCAGGCAAGUGAUGCUCCCUCGCCUCCCCCAUCGACUCUCGGCCGAACGUCGCCAGCGUCCUCGACCUACUGAGCCCCGUCCCCAUCGCCACUCCCUCGUCGCCGUCCAGCGUCGACGAGGGUUUCCAGGCACAGACGCAGGCGGAGAAGAUCCUGCAGGAGAUGGGCCUGAGGAUCUUCUCCCAGCAGGCCGAGGCCGCGGAGGGCGUGGCGAGGGGCGCGCGCGAGUGGGGCUGCGUGGCGGUGCGAGGUCCCCCUCGCUCGGGCAAGACGACCGUCAUCGCCGCCGCCGCCAGGCUCCUGCAGCACGCCCUCGCCGUGGUGAUCCUCGAAGGACCCGGAGCGGCACUCUGCCUUCUGCGGCUCCACGACCUCCCAGGAACCCUUCUGCUGGAGUCCCUGAAGGCCGUGCGGAUC